UGCUCUGUCCUGUUCACUGCUGUGAGGUCCGUCACCCCCAAAAGUUGUCGCCGAUGGUCAGGACCAUCACUUGACUUUAGAGGGAACCUUAUAAUGUUCCGAAUCGUCGAGAAGGAUGGAGAUACUCACAUAUUUAGUGUUGUGAGCAAAACGCUGCUCUGCGUCAUUCGCGAUAAUCGGAAAGCUAAGAAGAAUGGCCUCACGUAUGUGGACACCCAGAUCGUUUCAGUGCACGAUUCCAUCCGACGACGAGAAGCCUCGCGCCAGAAAGCCGAGCUGCUGGCCAAGAAAAACGAGUUCCCCAUCCAUCUGCCUCCGGAAACCGCACCGCUGAUCACGAAGAAUUAUUACAUGUCGGGUUUCGGACUCCAAGCGGCGAAAUCACGAACGCAACGAGGGCAGACACAAGCGGUUCAGCAACAACAAGAAAUUCCAACGAACCGAGAUAGCCCGGAAGAAAUGACGUCAUGUUCGAAAUCGUUUCUGGAGGACGUUCCGUUCUCAUCUAACCUCGGACGCAGGUUCUUGAGGGACCGUCAGUGCAUCACGAAUUAUUCAGAACUCCCGCGCUAUGAGAGGUACAUCAAUCGGAAGUUCGGGCCUCCCUUGGAUUGUAUAACAUACCCGUACGUCUACAGAGGGUCGGAAUACCCGCAGCCGACACCCCUGAGAACCUAUUUAUUCGGGAAGCGUCCCAAAGGAGAAUAUGUAACCGUCAAAAGAAAAAGACCCAAUCAGCGCUAUUCUCGACGAUCGUAGUGAGAUUGAGUAAAUUGAGAAUUUAUUCACUUCGGUUGCCGCCACGCUACGCUUCGAGCUGCAUACUUUGUACAAACGAGAGAAAUUCUAGAUUCGUAUUUAUAUUCGUAGAGUUCGUAGACCGUGUGGCCAAACAUAGUCAAUUAAUACUUCAUCAACUCAUCGGAAGCGGGAUAAUAGGUGCGAAGCACAUCGACCCACAGGUACGCGAAUGGAGUGGCUGGAUCGACGGGCAUACUUUUGAUGGUUGUGGGAAAGCGGGGGAGAAGUUCUGAUCAUAGGACUGGGUUAAUGUUUAUUCUGUUCUCGGGAUCCUAUGACGCGAUUCUCGUCUCGAUGUGUUGUUUGCAGAGCAAUAGUGUUAAGGAGAUUCUUGCCCGUUUCCAGAGGUCUUCCAUGCCGGAGCUUUCCCACGUAGUUCGACAAUCGUCUAUCUGUAUUUCUUCCUCCCCAAACGUUAGAGUGGUUAAGAAUGUUGAUGGCACCUGUGACUUGGCACUCGGAAUUGCUGUGCAUAAAUAUGUGUAUAUGAACGGACUCAACUACAUCGCAACAUCAGCUCUUAUGCUAUCAUGAAUACUCGAUCACGAAAUGUACAUAAACUGUGACAAGAUAGUUUCCAACCGUGUUCAGCGCAGCGGCGCGGCGCAAAGCCACCACAAUGACGACAAAGACACAUGGACGAAAAUUAAAACACUAGAUCAGACGUAAAUUAAGACAAUAAAGUUCGGGUU
Molecule: messenger RNA, 1493 nt
Organism: Galendromus occidentalis (western predatory mite)
Lineage: Eukaryota; Metazoa; Arthropoda; Arachnida; Mesostigmata; Phytoseiidae
Exons: 4
Coding region: 94-759 (221 amino acids)
Source: RefSeq, a predicted model, not a curated record